Danio aesculapii is the source of this 561-nucleotide messenger RNA. Its product is annotated as putative eggshell protein. The coding region runs from base 1 to 561 and encodes 186 amino acids. The record is from RefSeq and is a predicted model, not a curated record. Lineage: Eukaryota; Metazoa; Chordata; Actinopteri; Cypriniformes; Danionidae. The transcript is spliced from 4 exons.
AUGAGGACGACUACUAUUACGACUACUAAUACUAAUAUCAUGACAUUCAAGGAAUACUACGACGUUGACUACGACUACUACUAUUACUACGAUGACAACUACGGCUAUGACUACUACUACUACUACUACUACUAUUACUACUAUGACUUCUACAACUACAACUAUGAUGACGACGACUACUACUAUGAUUAUGACAAUGACUACUACUACUACUAUGAUGACGAUGACUAUGGCUACUACUACGAAGACAACGACUCCUACUACGAUGACAACGACUACGAUUACGAUGACAACGACUAUGACUACUACUACUACUACGAUGACUAUGAAUCCUACUACAACGACUAUGAAUCCUACUACAACGAUGACUACUACUACUACGAUGAUGACGACUACGAUUACUACUACUACGAUGAUGAUGACUACUACUACUACUACGACGAUGACUACAACUGCUACUACAAUGACGAUUACAACUACGACAAUGACUAUGACUUCUACUAUGAAGACGACUGCCACUACUACUACUACAAUGACAAUGACUACGAUGACGACUACUAG